GCGGUCGCGGCACCCGGUCCUCUCCUACGAAAAGGGCAAGGCAUAAAGCUACGGAUGGGGAAGAAAGCUUCUCGGCGCGAAGAAUCUCCGAAUCCGGAGGUUCAUCCCCCUUCUUCCUUCCCCUACCUCGCUCUGGCCUUAAAAACCCUGUCGAAAUCCUUAUCUCGUCCGAUUGUCGCUGUCCGGGUUUCCUCUCUUUCGUCCACUUUUCUUGGAGUAUGGCGGCGAUGGCCCUCUCCUCUCUUUCUUUGAGACCCGAGGCGUCGUUCCUCGCCGGAGGAUCGGGGAUUCAUACGGCCUCCAGAAUCCUAACUUCGAGAGUGCCUCUAUCUGGGUUCAUGAAGUGUGGGGUGCCAACGCCAUUGCGAUUUUUUAAGGGAAGCUUGUGCACAGCACUAUUGAAAAAUCCCACUAUGCCUGGGCUCUUGGGAACACAUCAAGAGAAGGAAAUUGUUCUGAAGCCUGAUACAAGAAUGAGAAUUUUCUCUGGCGCUGCAAAUCUUUCACUUGCACAGGAAGUUGCAAGCUACUUGGGUUUGAACCUUGGCAAAAUUAAUAUUAAACGUUUUGCUGAUGGGGAGAUAUACGUGCAACUGCAAGAGAGUGUCAGGGGAUGCGAUGUUUUCCUUGUGCAACCAACAUGCCCCCCAGCAAAUGAGAAUCUUAUGGAGCUUCUGGUAAUGAUAGAUGCAUGUAGGAGGGCAUCUGCACGAACCAUUACAGCUGUCAUUCCAUAUUUUGGAUAUGCUAGAGCGGAUAGAAAGACUCAAGGACGUGAGUCCAUUGCUGCCAAACUUGUUGCGAACUUGAUCACAGAAGCUGGAGCGGAUCGAGUUCUUUCUUGUGAUCUCCAUUCUGGACAGGCAAUGGGAUAUUUUGAUAUUUUUGUCGAUCAUGUAUUUGGACAGCCUGUAAUUCUGGAUUACUUGGCUAGUAAGAAAAUUUCUCCAAAGGACCUGGUAGUUGUUUCUCCAGAUGUGGGAGGGGUUGCACGAGCACGUGGUCUUGCCAAGAAAUUAUCAGAUGCACCUUUAGCUAUUGUUGAUAAAAGACGUCAAGGACAUAAUAUCUCUGAGGUUAUGAACUUGAUUGGGGAUGUCAAGGGAAUGGUUGCUGUUCUGGUAGAUGACAUGAUUGACACUGCUGGAACUAUCACCAAUGCAGCAGCUUUGUUGCAGAAGGAGGGUGCAAGUGCAGUUUAUGCAUGCUGCACCCAUGCUGUUUUCAGUCCUCCUGCAAUUGAGAGGCUCUCUGGAGGUCUUUUUCAAGAAGUGAUAGUUACAAACACCAUUCCAGUUGCCGAACAUAAUUAUUUUCCUCAACUGGUUGUUCUCUCUGUUGCAAACCUUCUUGCUGAGACGAUCCGUCGUGUUCAUGGUGAUGGCUCUGUCAGCAGCAUUUUUCAGUAAAAUUAGGACUAUGGAUGUGUCUUUAUUUGGUUUUUCUACUUGCCAAUUAAAGCACAAAGUUAUGGACUACAUUUAGGGAUCAGGUUAUUAUAAAAGGAUGGGAGGCAUCUCAAGUUAUAGCCCUGACUGCAUCUGACACACUUCGGCUGUCACUAUCAGAAUUUUAUGUGGGCAGAAAGCUGUCAUUUCAUUGUGAAGACCCAAUGAAACUUACUAUAAUUCUCAUCCUAUUAUGUAUGUUCAACGAAAUUCAUCAUUUAUUAUCAUGUUUUACCUAAUCUGGUGCUGUUGAAAAUAUUAAAUGCUGCAUUGAGGAUAA
Molecule: messenger RNA, 1728 nt
Organism: Elaeis guineensis (African oil palm)
Lineage: Eukaryota; Viridiplantae; Streptophyta; Magnoliopsida; Arecales; Arecaceae
Source: RefSeq, a predicted model, not a curated record